Messenger RNA from Symbiodinium pilosum, 373 nucleotides. Lineage: Eukaryota; Dinophyceae; Suessiales; Symbiodiniaceae. The record is from the annotation of a GenBank genome assembly.
GACAUGCUCAUUGGCCUUUCAGAUGAGCCGCCAGAGAUCUUGACGUUAUCACCAUACAAGGAAGGCCUCCUUUGGUUCUCCCGCAAUGAGCCGUUGGAAAAGGUUGAUGUCAGCAGCCCACAGACGUUGAAAGACGGCUACCAGAAGUCUGUGCUCCUGCUGAACAACAUCAAUCCGAGAUCGCUGCUUUCAGUUGCAGCAGGUGACUUGGCUGUGCCCGAACAGCUCAACUUGGCGUCGAAAGCACCGCAGAAGGAGCUCGGGUACUUUGGCUGGUACCCGUGCAACUGGCAGGACAAGGACUCGCCUUGUGCGAAACUUGAUGAUCGCCUCCUUCCAUCAAAGGGAAGCAAGACCUUCGAAUGCCGCCCAG